AUGCGUAACUUAUCCAGUUUCCCUCUCGGAAGAAAACCAUCCUCACUCCCCUGGAAGGCGCUCACCACUAAGAAAGUUGAUCAAAACUCCACUGCUACUUACUGCGAGGACGACCGUCCGAUUUCUCUUCGCUUCAGAGUUAGCUCAAUGAUCGAGCUCUGUCAAUUGGACAAGGCGGCUCAGAUGUCGAGCCUGGCCGCCUCGGAUGAGUAUGUCGACCUCCCCUACACGGUGCCAAUGAUAUGCAACAAAAUCAUCGGCGCCAUGUACGACGCCAAACGCUACGACGAUGCCAUCGCUCUGUUUCAUUACUUCUUCAACAAGUCUGACCUGAUCCCCGACAUCUUCACCUAUAACCUCAUCAUCAAAAUCCACUGCGAUGAAAACAAUGUAGACGACGCGUUCGAGCUAUACCGUUACGCUAAAACACUUGCUGUACCAGAUAUCGACACACACAUGGCUUUGGUCAAAGGUCUUCUAAUGGCCGGGAGAAUUGUAGACGCUCUGGGUUUUGUAAAAACGCAAAAGCUUUGGGAUUCGGAGGUUUACAGCUAUCUAGUCCGCGGGUUCUUGGAUCUGGGAAACCACGAAAAGGCUUAUGAAUUAUUCCAUGAAUUUGACCACCACAUCAUGCUUCAUCACAGUGAAGAUCACAACAUAAGGAGAGCGGCCGUGGAAGCCACAUUUGUUGAGUACUGGUUUAAACAAGGCAAGGACGAAAAGCUAUGGAGAUUUACAGCUCUAUAA
Messenger RNA from Camelina sativa (false flax), 747 nucleotides. RefSeq names its product pentatricopeptide repeat-containing protein At3g60960, mitochondrial-like. Gene Ontology annotation, molecular function: protein binding. Lineage: Eukaryota; Viridiplantae; Streptophyta; Magnoliopsida; Brassicales; Brassicaceae. The record is from RefSeq and is a predicted model, not a curated record.